AUGGCUCAAGCCCCUCCAACGCUCGGGCGAAAAUCAUCGGCCCCAUGGGACAGGCUACGACCAGUAAAGCAAGAUCCUUUGGAGGCCAUGGGAUUCGUCUCCAAGGGCGAUAACAGGCUACUUGAGGUCAAAACCCAGCAGAGCUUCUACAACAAGAUUGUUGCUCGCUACAUGCAAUUCUGUGCACAGCACUCCAAGGACCUGGACAGUGCGUUUGCGUCUUUAACUCUUGAUGAGGGCCAGUCGCCGGCCUUGGAUCCCUUGAAGAAAUCCACUGGAAAGCCGACCAAUCCUCAACCUGCACAAGCUCAAGGCUCAUCGCAACCAGACUACAUUGUCCCUACGAACACUCGAUCGCCAAAUGUCGCGUCGCCUCUGCCAGCAUCGGAGCUCUCGAUCAUUCUUCUAGCAUUGCGAAAACUACGCGAGGGUCUGCUUGCCAGUUCUGCGUCCGCACCAAAUCCCGUCUUUUCUCAACGAGUACAUGUGUUCAACAUCCGAGUCGCCAUCCUAGCGCUUCAUCCGGAGGGCUACCAUCCUUCGUUGAUGCAUCUACUGUCCGUCCUGCACACGUCUGAGCAUCCGCUACCGCGAUCCGAGUUAGUUGAGAUGACGACCUACUUGAUCCUUGACAUGGCUAUCCGGCAGCAUGAUCUCUACCAAGCGUAUGCCUUGAGGUACAAUAGCCGUGUCCGCUUUGGGUACAAGAGUCGAGUUGUCGACAGCAUAUUGAAAUCGAUCGUCAUAGGAGAUUGGGUCACGUUCUGGCGUGUUCGACAGAAGGUUGAUGGCUAUGUACGAGCGAUCCUUUAUUGGCACCUCGAGACUCAGCGCAAGAUGGUCCUCAAAACCAUCGGUCGAGCCUACUAUGCUUGCGACGUGGACUGGAUCCUACAGAGCGCCACCGGCGGCCAACAGAGCUGGGACGAACUAGUCAAGGAAGAAGAUGUUGGCUGGAUGCGAGAAGGGGAUAAGGUCGUGAUCCGGAAGCCGAAGGCCAAGACCAGCUAA
Molecule: messenger RNA, 1011 nt
Organism: Fonsecaea multimorphosa CBS 102226
Lineage: Eukaryota; Fungi; Ascomycota; Eurotiomycetes; Chaetothyriales; Herpotrichiellaceae
Exons: 2
Coding region: 1-1011 (336 amino acids)
Source: RefSeq, a predicted model, not a curated record